AUGACGCACUGUAUAGUAGUGUCAUUCCGAGGCUUUGUAACUAAUACUAGAUCAGAAAAGGGAGCUAAGUACAGAUCUGCUAUUGAAAAGAUAAGAAGGAGUGACAGGAAUGCCUGCUUUGUUGCCAUUUCUAUUCAACAUUCUAGUAAAGGUCCUAAGGAAGGAAAAGAAAAAAGACCAAGAAAGAAAGCUAUAAGAGUUUUAAAACAUGAAGAAGAAAACUAUUUUCAAGAUAUUCUACCAUCAGGGAAUCGACCAGCAGGAAAGGAGACACUGAAACAUAAAACGUUUGGAACAAUCUCUGUACCCUGGAAGUCAGAGAAAGUAGAAGAAAUUUAUCAAGAUUACACUCCAGGCAUAAUUCAACAAGAUAUACUUACUUCAGAACCAUUGCCCAGUAAGAAGAAAGAGAAAUCAAAGGAAAAAGAUCAAACUCAUGGUUGUCCAAAAGUUAGGAAAAAAAGACUUGCAUCCUAUGAUAGAACAGUACCAAAUGAUGAUGAUGUGAUAUGUCAUAUUAUUAGACUAAGAGAAAAACUUGGUUGGCAAACAGUAUUACCACAGCACAGUUUGGAAUACAGAUGUUUCAAAACUGCAACUCAGAAGAUACUUCUAAAGGAACCUUUGAAAGAUGAUGGAGAAUUUGUGUAUUGCCUCCUUAGAAAAAAUUCUAAAGCUUUUUAUAAUCCAUAUGAUCUUUACGUAGUCUCUGCCCACAGAGCUAGACAUUGCAAAGAAUUUUGGAUUAUUACUGCUUCAUUUAUCUCAAAGGUUACUAAAAUAGGUGGUAAAGAAGAAAUAGAACUUAUACCUACUUUGGAAUGGCUACUAGAAAGAAGAUGUUACUAUUUAUUACAGCAAUUCAAGAUAUUUUCCAAUUUUCGAAUUAAUAAAUUAUUUGUUACUUGGAAACUGACCGUUAAAAGAAUUAAGACUGAUAAGAGCAGGUCACUUUUGUAUCGCAAUCUUUUUUUCGCUGAUGAGUUAUUUCAAGGCUGUUUGCUUUAUAUAAAGGGACUUUGUGAAGAUGCAGUUAGUCUCAAAAAAGGUGAUGAAGAUAAUUCAAAUGCCAUAUGCCUAGUAAAGCUGGAUAAGUUUCGAACAUAUUCUCUACACGAAUUUUGUGAAGAACAGUUACACCAGGCUACUCAGGCAUUGAAACAACUUGAAGAUAUCAGGGAUAAAGCAAUUUCAGAAAUAAAACUUACAAUUUUAAAGGUGGCAGAAAAGAAAGAUAUUAAAGAAUAUUUUGAAUCAAACCAUUUUGAAGAUACAACACAUUUCAAGCUGCCUACCUAUCGACGCUUAUUAGAAGUAAUUUUUAGAUUCUUGAUGCUGGUUGACUAUUUAUUUCAGGAACUCACCCGUCAACUAAUGAACACUGCAGUCACACUACUUGUAGAAUUAUUUAGUGAUUCUGCUAGAAUGCCAGUUUCAGUGGAAAAAAAGAAUGAAAAACUCAUCAACAUACAUAAGGACAUCUUUGCUUUCACUGGAAAGAUGACAAGUGAUUAUGAAGAAUUUGAUAAUUCAAACUUAUAUGCUUAUUCUGUUCUAAAGUCAGAAGUAAAAACACAAGACAAUGAGAUUUUGAAUAGUAUUAAAGUGGAUACAGAUUUGAGAAAAAUACAUGCACCAAUAUUUGAAGUAAGCCUACAGUUGAGAACUCCUGCUGAGAGUGAUUCUUCAGAAAAUUCUGAAGAGAACUUACAUGAGUCUGACAAGUGCUCUGAAAAAUCUGCAGUAUAUGAAGAUACAUCAGAAAAUGAAGUCAGUGUUUUCAUUGAACAAUCAAGUGAAGAACUACUUCCAAUGAAGAAAUCAAAACGAAUGAGUUACAGCUAUGACGUUCUUUCAGAACUAGACUUUGAAACUGAGUUUGAGAAAAACUGCAUGAAUGAUAAACUUUUCGAAUUCCCUACAAAUCUCUUUAUAACUCCCAACAGAUUGGAGUUUUCAGUACAAAUUCAAAAUAUGGUGGCUGCUUUUGAAAAUUGCAUAACCAAAAUUAUUCCUCUUUGCCAAGAUCCCCGCCUAUCUAUGUUUACUGAGUCGGCUUUAAUUAUGGAUUUACCUAAUAAAAAGAAAAAUGUAAGAGACUAUCAAACCAGAUGGCCAGAUUGUCAGGUCCUUUUUGAAAUGGAUCCUGCCUACCAAGAUAAAAUUGCAACUUUCCUGACUAUUAUUGGAAGUUCAAUGGGCCAAGUUAGUAUUUACAGCUGCCAGUUUAGGAAAUAUUGUACUAUGGUAGAGAAGGCCAAAAUCAUAGGUACCAAAAUAUCAUCUAUGGAAGAAUUAACUUCAACACAGUUUAAAAGUAUACUGUCUAAAUUCAGAAACUACCUUCGACAGAUUGUUAAUAUGACCAUUGAGAAGCGCAUUGGUAUUUUCAAUGUUAUGAGUUUUGAUUAUCAGUUACAAUGCUUACCAUAUGUUGAGAACAUCAUAGAUAUGAGCCAAAAUCUCUUGAGAUCUGCAAUUGAAAGAAAGAAUGCAAAUCUAUUGGAGGUUAUAGAGUCAUCCUUGCAGAAGCUGGAAUAUACUCCCACUGAAAUGGAAGAAUUUUUGGAAUAUUUUACUUUUUUGGAUGCAAUUUCUUCAAAAAUAUCUAAGUUAGAAAAAGAGUAUAUAAUAGUUGCUCAGCUGUAUUCUGUUGUAAGGUAUUACCAGAUCCAUGUUUCAGAAGAGCAAACUGCCAUUUAUAAAAUCCUUCUUAUCAAGUUUGGCCAACUAAAAACUUCUGUGAAGUUAAGUGAAAAAAAUAAAGAUGCUGCUAUUUCUAAAUUCAGAGACAAUUUGGAAUCAUACAUCACUGAUCUAUGUAUUGAAGUUAGUAAUUUAAAGGCCAAAAUAAGAAAUUCUGUGUUGUUAUGUGCUAGUACUCCAGUGUCAACAGCAAUGGAAAUGAUCCAGACUCUUUCAGAGGAAGCUGCAAGUUUAGCUGUCAAAGCUAAAACAUAUUCAAACUAUCAGGAUUGUUUCGAUGAUUCCCCGUCUCAUAUGUAUUUUCUUAAUACGGAAGAGAUUACACAAAUUGUACUUUCAGAGAUCGCUGACAUUGACUAUGACUUAACCUUAAGGAAAAUAUUAUGGGAUGCAGAAGAGGAAUGGGGAACCCUCUUUUGGGAAUGGAGGAACAGCACUCUUGACAGUAUUGAUACAGAAUCAGUAUAUAGAAAUGUUUCAAAAUGGAUGCAAAUAAUCUUUGUACUAGAAAAAGGCCUACCUAAAAAUGACAUGGUGACACAUCUUAAGCAAUCAGUGAUAGAUUUUAAACAAGAGCUGCCAAUCAUCAUAGCACUAGGAAACCCCUGUCUCAAGCCAAGGCACUGGGAGGCUCUCCAGGAGAUUAUUGGAAAGUCAGUGUCUCUUGAUAAAAACUGUACAGUAGAGAAUCUUCUAGCACUCAAGAUGUUUCAGUAUGAAAAUGAAAUAAAUGAGAUAUCAACCUCAGCAACUAAUGAAGCUGCUCUUGAAAAAAUGCUGUAUAAGAUUAUUGAUCUUUGGAACACUACUCCUUUACAUUUAGUUCUUCAUCACACCGAGGCUUACUCUAUCCUAAUAAUUUCAUCUAUAGAUGAUAUAUUAGUUCAACUGGAAGAGUCUCAAAUCAUACUUGCCUCAGUUAAAGGAUCUUCCUAUCUCGGGCCCAUUAAGGAUCUUGUAGAUGAAUGGGAUCAAAACUUGGCUCUCUUCUCAUACACUCUUGAGGAAUGGAUGAGUUGCCAAAGAAAUUGGCUUUAUCUUGAACCAAUCUUUCUUUCUACAGAAAUACAAAGGCAGCUCCCGGCAGAAGCAAAACUAUUCUCUCAAGUCAUUUCCAUGUGGAAAGAAAUAAUGUUAAAAAUACACAACAAACUGGAUGCUUUGCAAAUAGCUACCUCUGCAGGAGUCCUUGAAAUUCUGCAAAAUUGCAAUAUACAUCUUGAAUAUAUAAAGAAAAAUCUUGAGGACUAUCUUGAAACUAAAAGAAUGAUAUUCCCAAGAUUUUACUUUCUUAGCAAUGCUGAACUUCUUGAUAUUCUAUCUGAUAGCAGAAAUCCUGAGUGUGUACAGCCUCAUCUUGUGAAAUGUUUUGAAAAUAUAAGACGCUUACUGAUAUGGAAACAAGAAAUUGGCCCUCCUGCUGUGGUAAUGUUCAUAUCUGCUGAAGGAGAAACUCUUGUGCUGCCAAAGAAAAUCCGUAUAAGAAGUGGUAUAGAACAAUGGCUGGUAAAUGUAGAGAAAACCAUGUUUGAUCUGGUAAAAAAGGAGAAAUAUCUAUUUUCACUUAUAAAAUUUAUGCUUCAAAAUUAUUACUUUUAUAUCUUAUUUUUUCAGAGCCAGAUCAUAUUUUAUAAUGAUUGUAUCAAAAGUUUUGUGAGUUCUCAUCCAAAAAAAGAGGUGGAAAAGGUCCAUGCUGGUAUGAUACAUCAGCUAGAAGAGAUUGCAGAGCUGGUGCUGCUGGAUACUCAUAACUCUCGAGCAAAAGUUGUGCUAGGGGCGUUGCUUACCCUGUAUGUUCACUGCAGAGACACAGUGAGAGAUUUACUACUCAAAAGUAUUUUCAAUGCAGAUGAUUUUGAGUGGACAAGACAUUUGCAAUAUAAAUGGAAUGAGAAACAAAAGUUGUGCUAUGUAUCUCAAGGAGAUGCCAGCUUUACUUAUGGCUACGAGUACUUGGGCUGUACCCCAAGACUGGUGAUUACACCUCUCACAGACAGAUGCUGGCUAACUCUUACUGGAGCACUACACUUGAACCUAGGAGGUUGCCCUGCUGGUCCAGCUGGUACAGGAAAAACUGAGAGUGUUAAAGAUCUAGCAAAAUCCUUAGGCAAACAUUGUGUAGUCUUCAACUGUUUUGAGGAUUUGGAUUAUAAGAUAAUGGGGAAAUUCUUCUUUGGACUGGUUGAGUCAGGAGCUUGGUGUUGUUUCGAUGAAUUCAAUAGAAUUGACGUGGAAGUUCUCUCUGUGAUUGCCUCACAGAUGCUAACAAUUAAGGCAGCAAAAGACAGCUAUUCUGUCAGGUUUAUACUGGAAGGAAAAGAAAUUCGUAUAAAUAUGUCUUGUGCAGUAUUUGUCACCCUAAAUCCUGGAUACAAAGGUCGAGUGGAACUCCCAGAUAACUUAAAGUCUCUGUUUCGCCCAGUGGCAAUGAUGGCUCCCCAUUAUCAAAUGAUUGCUGAAAUAAUGCUCUUGUCUAUUGGUUUCAAAUCUGCAAAAUUACUUUCUGGAAAGCUAGUUAACAUUUACGAAUUAGCUAGCAAGCAACUCUCGCACCAGGAUCAUUAUGAUUUUGGCCUGAGGUCUCUGAAGACAGUUUUAGUGAUGGCUGGGAAGAAGAAACGGGAGCUUAAAUGUGACAUUUCUGAAACAGAGGAAACUCUGAUAAUUAUUGAAGCUAUGAGAGAAGCUAGCUUACCAAAGUUUCUUCCUAAAGAUGUCCUACUUUUUGAAAAGAUUAUGAGAGAUAUUUUUUGUGGAGCAACAGUUUCAAAAGUAAAUCAGAUUGUCUUGGAGAAACUAAUAGAGAUUGCAACACAACAAUUGGGCUUACAACAGUGGCCAGCUCAAAAAGAGAGAAUCAUACAGUUUUAUAAUCAACUUCAGGCUUGUGUUGGUGUGAUGUUAGUGGGUCCAACAGGUGGAGGAAAAACAACAGUCAGAAGAAUUUUAGAAAAAGCAUUAACACUAUUACCAAUUGAAGAAUUCUUAUCGAUUGAAGAAAGGGACUCUAUUUCACAGGUUUCAGGAAGAAGAGGAAAAAUAGAUAUUUGUAUUUUAAAUCCAAAGUGUAUCACUCUCAGUGAACUAUAUGGACAUCUGGAUCCUAAUACUAUGGAAUGGGCUGAUGGAUUAUUAUCAGCAACAAUUCGGAAUUAUGUAUAUUUAAACACUACAAAAUAUUCAAACAAAGACAACGAAUCAAAAAUCUCAGAUUCUGCUAAUGUUUUCAAGCUUGAUUUCUCUGAUGCAGCAGAUUCUGAUUAUCAUAUUUUUGAUAAGGAGAUGGAGAAAGAUAUUAAAAUUCCAGAAAGUCAAAACUUUGAUUGGCAGUGGAUUGUCUUAGACGGGCCAGUGGAUAGCUUCUGGGUAGAAAAUCUAAAUUCUAUGCUAGAUGACACUAGGACGUUGUGCUUAGCAAACAGCGAGAGAAUAACUUUGACUAGUAAAAUCAGAGUGAUCUUUGAAGUGGACAGUCUAGCUCAAGCUAGUCCUGCUAUUGUCAGCCGAUGUGCAAUGGUCUAUAUGAAUCCUAUUGAUCUGGGAUGGGAGCCUUAUGUUAAGUCAUGGCUUCUGAAAAAUUCUAAAAUUAUGAAUGAAGCAGAAGUGGAUUGUCUUGAAUUCAUGAUUAAAAGUAGUGUCCCAGAUGGACUACAGUUUAUAAAGAAACAUCAGAAAUUUCAGCCAUUUCCUGUACAAGACAUAACAAUUGUUACAACUCUCUGCAGAAUUCUUGAUGCAUUCUUUGAAUUCAUGAGUAAAACUGGAAUCUUUGAACUACGUGAAGACUUGAAGGACAUUUCAUCUGAGGAGAUAAUUUCACAUUCAAAAGUUUCUGUCAAAUUCAAAGAUGUGGAAAACAGGGAUGAAAAUGCAUGGUACAUGGCAAAAAAUCCUAUUAAAUUAAAAAAAACAAUUCAAAAGCUUUUUGUGUUUGCAUUUACUUGGGCAUUUGGAGGAACUUUACAACGUGAAGAUGAACAUGAAGAUGAUAUAAUAUUUUAUCCAAGUUCUGAACCUGAUUCACCUGCAAGAGUAGCCUAUGAUUUUGACAAUCUUGUUCGUGAAUUAUUUGAAGGCAAUGCACAAAUAGGUAAAAGGUGGAAGGGAGACUCAAGAGGAAGGGAACGCUUUGGUUCCUGUAUCAACCUUCCAAAUGGUGAACAUUCUAUCUUUGGGUAUUUUGUGGAUAUACAGCAAUGUGAAUUUAUACCAUGGUCAGAAUUACUUCCUAAUGUUCAGACACUAGUACAAAGAGGAACUUCAAUACUAACUGAUCCUCAAGGAUCCAGUGAAAACCUCUUGAAGAUAACAGAAUGUGGAGAGAGCAUUAAUUAUAUUGCUACCAGAGACACAACAUGCCUUUCUUUUCUUGUAAGCCUUCUUUUAAAGAAUUCCUGCCCAGUACUUCUCACAGGAGACUUUGGAGUUGGAAAAACUGCUGCCAUUAAUCAAAUGCUUGAAAAGUUAGAGGGCUCAGGAGCAUUUGAUGUGAAAUAUGGAUCAAUUUUAGGAGAAGUCUUAUUAUAUAAUGAAAUUAAAAAAUCAAGGUUCUUCAAACAGAAUAUCAGCAUCUUGCUUUCUGAAACUCAUAAAACAGCAACUGGAGGUCUAGAUAAGAUUACUAAAAAGGCAGAAGUUAAAACUGAUGAAAGUUCAUUUAAAAAUAGUAAUAAAGGAAUUAUAGUCUCUGCGAUAAAUUUUAACAUCAAUACAUCAGCUGCCAGAACUAAGGAGAUGAUUCUUAAGAAGUUAGUAAGAAGAACUAAAGACUCUCUUGGAGCACCAAAAAACAAUAGGAUUGUAAUUUUUAUUGAUGAUCUGAAUAUGCCAGAAUCAGAUAUGUAUGGAACACAGCCACCCCUGGAGUUAAUCAGACAAUUAUUAGAUAUGGGAGGAAUUUAUGAUACUGAAAAAGUUACAUGGAAGAAUAUCCAAGAUCUCUCUCUAGUUGCAGCUUGUGUUUUUCCAGUUAGUAGGAGGUAUAUUAGCCCACGUCUGCUCAAACAUUUUUCCAUUCUGGUAUUGCCUCAUCUCCCACAAACUGCCAUAAAAACUAUUUUCCAGGUUCAUUUGGGAAUGUAUUUCUCUAUCAAUAACUUUGCACCAGAAGUUCAGAAAACUAAGGAUCAAAUAAUAUCUUGCUGUCUAGCUGUAUACUAUCAAGUAUGUCAGACUAUGUUACCAACUCCAACAAAAUGUCACUACAUGUUUAAUCUUCGAGAUGUAUUUAAGCUUCUUCUAGGUUUGCUGCAAGCUGACAAGUAUGUUGUUAACUCCAAAGAGAUGGCUGCUCUGUUCUUUGUUCAUGAAGCCACCCGAGUGUUUCAUGAUCGCUUACUUGAACAAGCUGAACAGGUGCUUUUCUAUCAGAUUCUUUCGAAAGAACUUGAGAAUUAUUUUCAGAUUGGAAUAGAUGGAUGUGGAAAAGAAACUUGUGCGACUCUGGCCUGUUAUUUGGCAGAACACAAAAUAUUCCGGGUACCUUUAUCUCACAAUUAUGCCUACUUAGAAUUCAAAGAAGAUUUCAAAAAAGUGUUUAUGCAAGCAGGAUUAGAAGGCAACCCCUCUGCUUUGAUAGUUAGUAAUUUGAACCUAGAUCAAGAGUUAUUUAUGGAAGAUUUGAACAGCAUUAUUAAUUUGGGGAAAAUACCUGACUUGUUUGAAAAUGAAGAGCUGGAUGCGAUUGCCCUCAGGCUUAGAUCUCUUGCCGAACAGUCUGGUUAUGUUGAUAAUAGGCAAGCUUUACUUUCGUUCUUCCAAAAGAGAAUACAUAAAAAUCUUCAUAUUCUUAUGACCAUGAGCCCUACAAGACCUAACUUUCACCAAAACUGUAGACUAUAUCCUUCCCUGAUCAGCUCCUGCACGGUUGAUUGGUAUGAGAAAUGGCCGGAGGAAGCUCUCCUGAUUGUAGCUGACGCUUUCUUAAGAGAAAAAGUGGAUAUCAAGAACAGAGAGAACUUAAAAGAAAAACUUGUCCCAACAUGUGUCCAGAUCCACCAAAGCGUGAAAGAGUUGAACAUAAAAUACUUUCAAACAACUAGAAGGCAUUAUUAUAUCACUCCCAGUAACUACUUGCGAUUCAUGGAUACGUUUGCCCACAUUUUGAAGUCCCGAGAGAAGGAAAUGCAAAAGAAGAGGGAACGUUUCCAUAUGGGCCUAUCCAAGAUCCUGGAAACAACUGCUCUAGUUACAGAUAUGCAGGAGGAGCUCUUGAUUCUUGGCCCUCAAAUAGAACAAAAAACAAAGGAGAAAGAAAUCCUAAUGGAAAAACUACAGAAAGAUUCCCAAGUGGUUGAGAAAGUUCAGAUGCUUGUUAAACAGGAUGAAGAAAUCAUGGAAGAAGAAGUAAGAAUCGUAGAAGAGUAUGCUCAGAAAGCUGACAAUGAAUUAAAAAGUGUACUGCCAGCUCUCGACAAGGCAAUUGUGGCUCUAAACGCCCUGGAUAAAGCUGAUGUCUCUGAAUUAAGAGUAUAUACACGGCCUCCUUACCUUGUACUGACUGUCAUGAAUGCAGUUUGUAUUCUUCUGCAAAAGAAACCUAACUGGGCUACAGCAAAGUUACUUCUUUCAGAAACUGGUUUCCUAAAAAAACUAAUUAACAUUGACAAGGACAGCAUACCUGAGAAGGUUUUCAUAAAACUGAAGAAGAUUUUAGUCUUACCUGAUUUCAACCCAAACAAGAUUGCUCUAGUUUCUGUUGCUUGUUGCUCUAUGUGCCAGUGGGUUAUAGCUUUGAAUAGCUACCAUGAAGCACAGAAGCUGGUGGGCCCUAAACAAAUCCAAGUGGCUGAAGCUCAAAAUGUCCUAAAAAUUGCAAAACAAAGAUUGGACGAAAAACAAAGAGGUUUACAGCUGGUUGAAGAACAUCUUCAGUUUUUGCAAGAAGCCUACAAAGAGAUUGUUGCUGAAAAAGAGCUAUUAGCACAUCGAAGAAAACUGGCCACCAAGCGCUUACAGUGUGCAUCUAUCUUACUAACUGCCUUGGAAGAUGAGAAGACUCGAUGGCAAGAAACAAUUGAUCAAAUAGACAACAAGUUGGAAGGAAUUUUGGGUGACAUACUUAUUUCAGCAGCAUGCAUUGUCUACAGCGGAGUGUUAACAGCAGAAUUUCGCCAAUUGAUUGUGGAAAAGUGGCAGAACCUUUGUACUGAAAACAACAUUUCUUUGUCUUCUAACUUUUCUUUAAUUGAAGUCAUGGCACAAAAACAUGAGAUCCGCCAAUGGCAUCAUCAGGGACUUCCUCUUGGUCAGUAUUCAACAGAGAAUGCCAUCUUGAUCAAGAAUGGCCUGCAGUGGCCACUGCUGAUUGACCCACAGAAGCAAGCACACAGCUGGAUCCGUCAGAUGGAAGGAUCUAGGCUGCAGGAGCUCUCCACUGAGGAUAGCAAUUACAUCCAAACAAUUGAGAAUGCUAUGAAAACAGGAGGGAGUGUCCUCUUGCAGAAUCUUCCUGAAAGAUUACCUCCAAGUUUAAAGGAAAUUUUGAAGAAGGAUAUCUACCAGAGAAGAGGGCAAUACUUCAUAAAGAUUAAUGAUUCUGAGAUUGAAUACAAUUCCAAAUUUAGGUUAUAUGUUUCUACAGAAAUAGACAACCCCUAUUUUCCUCCAUUCAUUUAUAGCUUUGUUACUAUGAUAAACUUCACAGUAACAUUCCAAGGUUUUCAAGAUCAACUCUUAUCUAUUGUAUUAAGUCAUGAAGUUCCUCAUUUAGAAAAUCAACGUUUCCAGCUCUUAGAGAGUAUUUCCCUUGAUGCUAAGACUCUUGAAGAACUGGAGCAAAAAACAUUAAAUUUACUAGAGAAUGCACAAGGAUUUGUAUUAGAUGAUGAGGAAAUUGUAGACAUCUUAAGAAAAUCCAAGAUGACUUCAAAUGAAAUUUCAAAGCGAAUCAAAGCAACGAGAAAAGCAGAAAGUAAAAUUGAAGAAACACGUAAAGUGUAUCUCCCCAUUGCUACGCGGGGUGCCCUGCUCUACUUUCUAGUGUCUAAUCUUGCACAGAUUGAUUACAUGUACCAGUUCUCCCUAGACUGGUUUCGUCAAAUUUUUGUUUCAUCAGUAGUUUCCAAAAGCAAAGAACAGGAAGAACACAGUCUGAAAAGAGAGACAAUGUUUCUGCAAAAAGGUCAUGAAAUCCCAAAUCUCUCAAAAGAGCCUAAAUUGGGAAGUGAAAAAAGAACCUUAGAUAGACAUCUUAAAAACUCAAUAGAUACAUUGACAAGAAACAUUUUUAAGGUGGUCUCUUUAGCUCUGUUUAAUCGACAUAAACUUUGCUUCUCCUUUGGGCUUUGCACUACAAUCAUGCAAAAUAAUGCUAAUGGAAAUUUAAUGCAGGAUGACAUUGGAUCCCUACCAAAGGAAGAAUGGAACAUCUUCUUAAAUUCUAGCACGCUAGUAAAUAUUAAAGGUGUAAUGCCCCAGCCUAAACUCAACAGCAUAUAUGAAACCUGUAAAAAUCAACAUCUUCAGUGGGUGUCAGAUUCCAGGUGGAAGCAGUGUUUUUAUAUCAGCAAUGAACUAGAGCCUUUUUCUCUUCUAUGUAAAUCCCUGUUAUCAAAUGUGUCACAAUGGAAUGCUUUUAAAAACAGUAACACCGUAUAUUUGCUGAUGAGCACAGCUUUCUCUUCAGAAAAUGCUUCCAUGGAGGAAAGUGAAAAAUCACCAGAGAUAGCUCAAGUUUUUAAUGAAAAUGAAGAAAUAUACACUUCUAUAAAUUUUCCCUGGGAGAAACUCACUCCAUUUCAAAGACUUAUUUUGAUAAAAAUUCUUAGACCAGAACAUUUAAAGAAUUCUGUGGAAAGGUUUAUAACUGAAAAAAUAGGAAAUGAAUAUAUUCACAGCACUGGAACCAGUUUGAAGGAAUCGUAUGAAGAAUCCAAUGCCAGAACUCCACUGAUACUUAUUCACUCCCAUGGAAUCGACCUCACCAAUACUCUCCUGAAAUUUGCACAAGAGUUAAUGGGAACAACCAAUCAUGUGACCAUGAUUUCUUUGGGUCGUGGCCAGGCAGCUAAAGCAGAAGCCCUCAUUGUUAAGGCCCUAACCAACACAGAGCAAUGGGUCUUCCUGCAGAACUGCCAUCUUGCAGCAUCAUUUAUGCCAAGGCUCUGCACUAUUGUAGAAUCAUUUAAUAGUCCAGAUGUGACAAUAGAGCCUAAGUUCAGGCUAUGGUUAAGCUCAAAAUCAGACAGUUCUUUCCCAAUUCCUAUCCUUCAAAAGAGUUUAAAGAUUGCAGUGGAAAAUCCCCAGGGACUGAAAAAUAAUUUACUUCAGACAUUUGGAUACAGCGGGAGUGGAGAGGUAACAGAAGAGUUAUUUGAAAAACCUGACUGUGGACCAUGGUGGAAAAAAAUUUUAUUCAGCUUGUGUUUCUUCAAUGCUCUGAUCAAUGAAAGAAAAAUUUAUGGAAUAUUGGGCUGGAAUAUUGCAUAUGCAUUUAGUUCUUCAGACUUGGAGGUUGCCAUAAAGGUGCUGGAAAAUUUCCUGAGUGCUCAGUCCAGUAUUCCUUGGCAGACACUGCGCUACCUGAUUGGGGAGGUGGUUUACGGUGGCUGGGUGACUGACACCUGGGACAGGCGAUGUUUAAACACCCUUCUCUACAAAUUUUGUAAUCCUGAAGUUCUAAAAGAUGACUUCAGUUUCUCUACUGAUGAGCCGCUGCCAAAAUCUGGAAGCAUGAAGGACUACAUACACGCUAUCCAGUCUUUGCCUGACGACGACCCUCCUGAGCUCCUAGAAUUACACCCUGAGGCCACAAGGGGUUUCAGGGAGAUCCAGGCCCAGAAGUUCAUUGAUAAUCUCAUUGGCAUGCAGCCAAGAUUUACCAUCACCAACCUCAUAUUCAGUCGUGAGAAGAGCAAGGAUGAGCUGGUGAUGGCAAUGUUAUCGGACAUGCUAACGCGGCUGCCACUGUCUGUAGAGAAAGAAGAAUGGGCUGGAACUCCAAGCACACUGAAGUACAUCAUGUUAAGCCCCAUCUGGGAGUCUUUUCAUAAAGAUCCCAAAGGCUAUGAUCCACUUAUCCACUGUGUCUUGCUAACCUUUUUGAUCCAAGAAAUUGAAAGAUUUGAUCAGUUGCUAUCUAUUAUACAUAAGUCUCUGAAAGAUCUUCGACUUGCUAUAAAAGGAGAGAUUAUCCUUACCCAAGAAUUGGAGGAAAUAUAUGACUCUUUUCUUAAUACAAAAGUGCCCAAAUUGUGGCAGAAAUAUGCCUACAAGUCAAGUAAAGCCCUGAGUUCCUGGGUGAAUGACCUCAUCCAGAGGCUGAACUUCUUUAACACCUGGGCCAAAAUGGCAUAUACCGCAAUGCAUCAUCGGUAUAUGAGACUUGUUACAGCUUGGAAGCAUUCCAGCACAUCACCUAGCCAAGACCCCAAAUACCCCACUGAGCAAAACAGUGAAUUCUUUGAAGGAUUUCCUGCAAGAUAUUGGCUCCCAGCUUUCUUCUUUCCACAAGCCUUUCUCAUCACUGUGCUUCAAGACUAUGGACGGUCCCAAGGAAUCUCUACAGAUGCCCUGACUUUUACCCACCAUGUGAUCUCGGACACCACCGACGUCAAAGACAAGGAGUUCUCCAUAAUCAUCCAGAAGAAACUCAACAUAGUCAGGAGAGCCUUUAAGGGCACAGACCCCACACAUGUUGGAGUUCACGUCUUUGGUUUAUUCAUUGAGGGGGCAAGGUGGAAUCACAAAGAAAAAAUACUAGAAGACUCGCUACCUUGUGAGAUAUGUUGUGAUUUUCCUGAAAUAUACUUCUUGCCAACAAAGAUUUCUAGUGAAAGUUCAACUGCAUCUAAGCAGACAGAGCCAGAACUCUAUACGUUUGAAUGCCCAGUUUACCAGACACCUGAGAGGUCAAGUAUUUUGACAGCUGCUGGUUUAUCCUCAAACUUUUUAACAUCUGUGUACUUAUCCACAAAGAAACCUCCUAGUCAUUGGAUCACAAUGCAGGUUGCACUGCUGUGUGAGGAGAAUGAAAAAUAA
Capra hircus (goat) is the source of this 13686-nucleotide messenger RNA. RefSeq names its product dynein axonemal heavy chain 14 (gene DNAH14). Bases 1 to 13686 code for a protein of 4561 amino acids. Gene Ontology annotation, cellular component: dynein complex. Gene Ontology annotation, biological process: microtubule-based movement. The transcript has 86 exons. The record is from RefSeq and is a predicted model, not a curated record. Gene Ontology annotation, molecular function: dynein light intermediate chain binding; ATP binding; dynein intermediate chain binding. Lineage: Eukaryota; Metazoa; Chordata; Mammalia; Artiodactyla; Bovidae.